This is a messenger RNA of Anoplophora glabripennis (Asian longhorned beetle), 1502 nucleotides long. RefSeq names its product rho GDP-dissociation inhibitor 1 (gene RhoGDI). Bases 117 to 731 code for a protein of 204 amino acids. Gene Ontology annotation, molecular function: protein binding; Rho GDP-dissociation inhibitor activity. Lineage: Eukaryota; Metazoa; Arthropoda; Insecta; Coleoptera; Cerambycidae. The record is from RefSeq and is a predicted model, not a curated record. Gene Ontology annotation, biological process: Rho protein signal transduction. Gene Ontology annotation, cellular component: cytosol; membrane; cytoplasm. The transcript is spliced from 4 exons.
UGUACGAGUACAGUACUAGGGGGCAUCCACCCAUUUUUCGUGAAGAGAAAUUUACCCAUUUUUACACUUUUCCAAUAUUUUUGGUUCGAGAAAAAAAAUCCACAUAAUCUAAUAAAAUGUCUGGGAGCGAAGAAGCGAAAACUCCCGAGGAAUUCGUAGAAAACGAGAACGAACAGGAAUCCAAUUACAAGCCUCCGCCAGAAAAGACCAUUGAGGAAAUCUUACAGAUCGACCAGGAGGAUGAAAGUCUGAGGAAAUAUAAAGAAGCUUUACUGGGACAGGCGCAAACCGGACCAGUCAUUGUUGAGCCCGAUAAUCCAAGAAAAGUUAUUGUUAAAAGGCUGGUUCUAGUCGCCGCAGAUCGACCUGAGAUUGCCCUCGAUCUCACAGGUGACUUGUCGCAACUGAAAAAGGAAACCUUUGUGAUUAAGGAGGGGGUAUCGUAUAGAAUAAGAAUUGAAUUUAUAGUGCAAAGGGAAAUAGUACAUGGACUUAAAUACGUGCAAAAGACAAGCAAACUGGGCAUCCCAGUGGACAAAAUGACCCACAUGGUGGGUUCCUACGCUCCUAAAGUCGAAAUGCAGUCUUACACUACCCCACCCGAAGAUGCCCCUUCGGGUUUGAUGGCGAGGGGCGGUUACACCGUUCACUCCCUGUUCACGGACGAUGACAAAAAUGAGCACCUCAAGUGGGAGUGGACCUUCGAAAUCAAGAAGGACUGGAAGGAUUAAGGUGGGUUGGCACCUUAGUCGGCGGAUAAAGUUCUGUUUCUUUUGUGUUUGUCGAUGUGCCGACGGUUUACUAUAUUUUUUUUAUUGCAGACUUUUGUGGCAAGUUCUCAGAAAGUAUUAUAUCUACAACUUUGGAAGUAUUACCUUGCCUCAAACCUUAUCUUUUUAUAUAUUUGUGGAACCUUUUUGAAACCAAUUUACAAAGCCUUUUUGAAACUUUUACUGGUCAACCGAAUCAGUAGGGCCUUAAGAUUUUGCGAAAAGCGUAUAUAAGCUCAUUUUAACUAGUGUAAAAAGUAGUCUUUAUAUUUUUAAAUUUCAAUGUAUUUAGGGAUUUCGUGAAAAUUUGCAACAAUGUGUAACGUAACUGUUUCCUUUUAUGUCAUACACAAUUUAUGCUCAGGGCAUUUUCAAAAUAUAUGUGAUACACCCCACACUCUCCUACAUAGCCAUAAACCAGUUUUUAUUUUCUCAUGAUUGAAGAUUUAUACAUUUUUGCUAAUUUUCACGACUUCCCACAAUAUGCUAUUUCUUUCAAAGAAUAUAUUUUCUUUAUUAAAUCAAUGAAACAUGUGCUUUUACAAAAAAAUUAUAUAUAUUAUACAGGAGUGAAUAUAAAUGAAAGUAUUUUUCCUAGGAUAUUAUUUUUUAUUUAGAAUUGAUUUUUAUGCAAUUAUGCUUGGUACUCAAGUGCUUUAACAGUGUACAUUUUUCUUUUUACAUUAAUUGUAUUACUUUUUAAUCAAUAAAUGUGUUAUGUCCCCCUUAAAA